Vicugna pacos (alpaca) is the source of this 1187-nucleotide messenger RNA. The record is from RefSeq and is a predicted model, not a curated record. Lineage: Eukaryota; Metazoa; Chordata; Mammalia; Artiodactyla; Camelidae.
AGGACAUGGAGUACCCAGGAUAGAAGUAGAAGAGUUUCUUAAAACAGAGAGGAACUUCCAAGGCAAGAUUCUCAAAUCAAAAUGGGCACCAAGGGCAAAGUUAUUAAAUGCAAAGCAGCUGUCGCCUGGGAAGCAAACAAGCCUCUCAGUGUUGAAGAGGUGGAGGUAGCUCCCCCCAAAGCUCAUGAAGUUCGAAUUCAGAUAAUCGCCACUACCCUGUGCCACACUGAUGCCCACAUGAUCCAUCCUCAAUAUGAAGGGGCUUUUUUCCCAGUGAUCCUUGGCCAUGAGGCUGCAGGAAUUGUGGAAAGUGUUGGACCAGAAGUGACCAACUUCAAACCAGGUGACAAAGUAAUUCCACUCUACAUGCCUCAAUGUGGAAAAUGCAAGUUUUGUCUGAGUCCACACACAAAUUUUUGUGGAAAACUCAGUUGCCUACAGGUUACACCUGGUUCUACCUGUGCCAUCUUUGGCCUAGGAGGCGUUGGUUUUGCUGCUCUAAUUGGUUGUAAAUUAGCAGGAGCUUCCAGAAUCAUAGCUAUUGACAUCAAAAGUGAGAAGUUUGCUAGGGCCAAAGCCCUUGGAGCUACUGAUUGCCUCAAUCCUGGAGACCUAGAUAAGCCCAUUCAGGAGGUCAUCGUUGAAAUCACCAGUGGAGGUGUGGAUUUUGCCUUUGAGUGUGUAGGUGGAGCAAAAGUCAUGAGAGCAGCCAUGGACAGCAUAACAGUAGGUGGGGGAUUAUGUACAAUCAUUGGAGUAAACAUUGGUGACAAAGGAUUGAAUAUUUCUGCAGUGGAGCUACUAAUGGGCCGUACCCUAACUGGAACAAGCUUUGGUGGUUGGAAAGGUAUGAAGUCUGUUCCAAAGCUAGCUGCUGACUACAAGAAUAAGAAAUUCAAUCUGGAUGCACUGGUGUCCCAUACCCUCCCUUUUGACAAAAUCAGUGAGGCAUUUGACCUAAUGUACCAAGGAAAAAGCAUUCGGACAAUCCUGCUCUUUUGAUGACACCAGGAACAAUCUGGAAUACUAGAUGACUGAAUCUGAAACUGUCUGGUUAAUUCAUAACCUGAUGGACCAUUAAUCACCAUGAAUUUAAACAGAUGUUUACAGUUAACAUCUCAAUUUAAACAGCUAUAAUGAUUAUAGCAUUUGUAUCCAUAAAAUAUGUUAAUAUUCCCUAUGUUAAA